AUGAAGUAUCCCUUGGCUUUCUGCGCGAUCAUUCUACAGACUAUCGCAUAUAGUCGUGCAGCAAUAUGUGAUUUCAAUGAUCCGGACAGAACACUGACAUACUAUCCUCUCAUCACCUGCUCGACGGAUUUCAAUCAGUUUCCUUAUAGUCCUAUUAUAUGUCCACGAGAAGUGAAUGGUAUAGAAUAUGUUUGGCACCCUCAACCUACGCCGGAUGAGCAUGCUCACCUCACCACUUACGUAAGUCGCAAUGGUGCACUGCGCUCUGUUCCGCUUUACGAAGUAGUGCGCUCUGAAGCCGAGAAUGAACUCUUCAGGAUAGAAUCGUACCCGUCGCAAACGGAAUUGCACUUUGACGUGUUAGCUCGACAACUGUUUGUUGUCACCGAUGAUCGGCUGGUAUUCAUCUGUGGUCCACGAGACCUAGUUAUGAGUGAUACGCUUAAAGAAGAGCUUGACCUCCUCAAUGUGAUUCGCCCCAAAAAAACAUUUGCGUGGAAUCACGGCGGCACGUUGACAGGUGAAAUAAGAAAGCUGGGAUACGGAUUGGGAGUGGUGUACAUGUACAGAGGCCUCUCAUAUCUCCCGCUUCAAGGCUGUGGGAGUCGCCCCUCACUGCUUUUUGCACCGGACAACGUGGUUAGUGAGGAUACCUCCACUGGCACCCGUUCAUGUGUGGCGGAUUAUAUGUCAAAUGCGCGUAUUGGAUUUGUUUGCGAGGGUCGACUUGAACCUAGUGAUUGUUUUAGGUCUCUCUUGGAUGAAAAUGACAAAUCUAUAAUUGAUCCUCUACCAUAUUCUUAUCGACACUUUAAUACCUAUAAGCCAUGGGUUUUAGUGCAGUAUUUCGAUGGCUUGGCGUUACCCGCAUUCAAAGGCGAAUGCAGGUGCAUAGAUGCUGAGACAGGUCACGUGAAGGCAAGGAUAGAGAUCCGUUCGAAAAAAGAACACGUAUGCGACAUAACCAGCAAGGUUUUCCGCAACCAUACGGCAGCAAUUCGUGGUCCGUGGUGUUCUGUGCUACUUCAUCCCGGCAGCAUACUGACCAUACGGUUCCCAAUUGAACAUGUAGAGGAUUCUAAAGCUGUUACGGUUUUGCGGAAUCCACCGAGGUAUUUGUUCAAAACUGAAUUCCGACCACAGAACUUGGAUUUUCUGCAACAAAAUAUAAACACCUAUCAGGCUUCUAUUUACGAUGUGGUAUUGUAUAAUAGAGCCCUAGCUGGUGAUGCUCUUGAACUAGAUAUUUCACAGAUACCCCAGGGAGUAGUAACGCUAAAGUACCACGCAGACAAACCACUCACCUUAAGAAGAGGGGUGAACUCAUUUUUGUUUCAUUGGUUAUUGAGACCGACAGACAAAUAUAACUUAGGUCCGAUACGCGCGAUCAUCAAUGUCUCUUUCGCCUUUACCCAUGAGUACUGUAUCGUUGGUUGCGACCGGGAGGUGCCUAGUUUGUUUGAUCCGGUUAUCAGCUUCAAACAUUGCUCAGCGAAAUAUAUGGGAAACGGUAUUGGGGAAACGUACCAAUGCAUUCAACGUUCGCGACUUGGCGUUUGGGAUGCUGGGAUCCGCUGUAGGCCCGACGAAGAGCUUUUGCCAAGUAAUUGCGCAUCCGAAUUAUACGAUCUCCAUUCCAAUGAAAUUGCGCUAUUACCCGAUUCUGUGCGAAGUUCAGGGCCGUUCACUAUUCGAGGAUUCCAGGUUUUCGCGCUUGAUUUAGACGAUGGAGCCGUAACCUAUGCCUGCAUAUGUGUCGACCAACGUGGGUUCGAAAAAAGCAGGCUUACUUUGGAAUCAUACUAUGAUGAUUAUCGUUAUUAUAGAGUACGCCAUAAGGACGGACGCAACGUGGUGCUUCCUUAUAUGUUGCUACCUUGGCAAGAGGUUGGAUUAUCAAGUGAGGGAUCCACCUCACGAGAUCGACUUAUGCUAUACGACGUAACAUCGAGUUCCAUUCCAGUAUAUGCAGGGGCAUAUUUGGUCUUGUAUUGUGCUGGUACUGAUGACAUAAUCAUAGACGAAGAGGACGUAGGGAAUGAUAAUGAUGUACAAACGUCUUGGUUUCCAAAGCAAUCUACGCUUUUUCAUUACACCAUCAAGAAUACGCCUUACGGAGACGAGCUCGUUAGAGUGCCACAUAGCUUUUCCAUUGCUAGCAAUCCGGGGGACUUGAACGUCGCAUCGGUGCCUACAGCUGCGGGCGUCAAUGAAUUGAAGAUUAAAUUGAGUAGAGGCGCUGUAUUGGUAUCAAAAGAUGUCAUGAAAAGACAAUACGUGCCCAUGACGUUCGUAUGCGGUAAGAAACCCGAACAAUCUGACGUUACUGAAAUUGCUGGUAGUGCGAUCAGUUCAGACCGUUCGCUGCAACCCAUUAACAAUAUAAUGGGACUGUCGACAGGAUACACGUGGAAUGUUGUUCAAGUGCUAGUGGAGACCACCGACCCAUACAUGCAAGGCUGCGGCGUUACAUACGAGUCUGCUGGAUUGUUCAAGCCUGAGACACCCACAAUCUACGCUGAGAACGGACAAGAAAUCGGUUGCAAUAUAGACCUCCACGCUGCUAAGGAAGCGGCAUUCUACUGCCCAGCACCCUACGUCCUGGAUCCACCGGAUUGCUUCAACCAAGUUUACGUGGACGGAGACGUGACCAACCUAAACAACAUCAGCAAUUCGUUAGUAGCGUCACAGUCCAACCACUUCGUUAUUUUGCGGUUCGACGGUUCGCAAAUGGGACCAGGAGAAACGCUGCGCGAAAUGCCGCCCUUGGAGUGCCGCUGCGUGACCGUUAAGGGUAUCGUCCUGUCUACCAUACAGAUUGAGAACUAUUACUCCAAGGAAUGA
Babesia bigemina is the source of this 2844-nucleotide messenger RNA. RefSeq lists its product as hypothetical. Lineage: Eukaryota; Apicomplexa; Aconoidasida; Piroplasmida; Babesiidae. The transcript has a single exon. Bases 1 to 2844 code for a protein of 947 amino acids. The record is from RefSeq and is a predicted model, not a curated record.